AUGUCCUCGCACACGUCAGAAGAAGACGGCAAACCGGGCGAUGCCUACAGGAAACCCCAUGGGACAGGCGACACGGUCGCCAACGAAGCCUGUACCGAGGGAGAUCGUGCUUGCACGGAUGAGGUGCCAGGUCGGAGAUGCCGGCCAUACCCCUCGAAGUACGAAUUGAUCUUCGCUCAGCUUGCAAUCAGAGAACAAAGUGACAAAGAGAAUGUGAAGAGAAGGGAGGAGAACAAGAAGAAGUUGGACGACGAUGUGAAGAUGAUGGAGGACAAGAACAAGGAGGCAGCUGAGGAGGACGAGGACGACUGGGAGAAGGUGAAGUAUUCAGAGGACGAGGAAGAUGAGGAGGAAACAGGCCGAUCGGGCGCAUGA
Molecule: messenger RNA, 375 nt
Organism: Letharia columbiana
Lineage: Eukaryota; Fungi; Ascomycota; Lecanoromycetes; Lecanorales; Parmeliaceae
Exons: 4
Coding region: 1-375 (124 amino acids)
Source: RefSeq, a predicted model, not a curated record